Molecule: messenger RNA, 2807 nt
Organism: Aspergillus vadensis CBS 113365
Lineage: Eukaryota; Fungi; Ascomycota; Eurotiomycetes; Eurotiales; Aspergillaceae
Gene: dscA
Product: ubiquitin-protein ligase dscA
Exons: 1
Coding region: 137-2542 (801 amino acids)
Source: RefSeq, a predicted model, not a curated record
UUGCUACUGCUUCCUCCUCGCGCUCUUACAACAGUCGAGGAUCUCGCGAGGGCUGCCUGUCUCUGCGCAGCACACCAGAAGUUGGGCCUCCGGGAGCAAUCCUCCUCCGUUCGAUGCCCGCGAUUUGUGGCCACCUAUGGAUCACCGCGGUUCUUUUUUCUUCUUUCUGGUAGUUUUCUACCUGCUUCUGAGCUCGCAGUCGCAUUCACCUCUGGUCUCUCAGGAUGAAGAGCACCAAAGAGAGCUUGUGAGGGAGCGGAACGCGCUUCACAUGUUGAAUGAGUCUAAGUAUGGCGACUUCGAUCCGGGAACCGACCGAUGGCUCCCAUUUUCGGGUGUCAGGAAGAACGAUAGCUAUGCUUGGGAUCUUCUUCCAGAUGUUCAGGAUAGAGCUCGGUUUCAGCUGCGGUCCACCAUGGCAGAGGCGGGCUUGAGGCCUCCCAAGGCCCUUGCCGUGCCUGACGCCUUCUCCGGUCUUAACUUGACCCAAUUACUCCUCCCAGUCUAUCGUAAUGCGACCGGUAAGCUGCGCGGGGAAUGGGUACGCCGUAAACAGAACAAACAACAUGCCCUAUUGAACACGACUGCAAUUGCACUGGAGAACGAAUACUUCACGCAUGAGUUCAGUCACAAUGUUACGGGGGAUAGUGGCACUUUCUACCUUGAUCUCCGGGAGGGCGGUGGUGAGGAAGUCCAAUUGCCCGAGGGCCAGGUUCGGGAGAUCCGAGCAACUUUGGCUGUGGAGAGCGGCGAUUUCUGGGGUAACACCUGGUAUUUGUCGCUGUAUGGUGUUCAUUUCCCGGAGACGGGUGCUAUCAUCUUGACUACAACCAGCGAGAAAUUUGGUGGUGUAUUCGCAUUACCGCAUCUGAUGCUAUCGCCAGACGCAUACAACCUCACCCACCAGCUUCUCGUCAAAUCCCUCUCGGACACUAUAUCUGAGAAGCAGAAUCGACCUCCUACCCUAUUUCCUUGGUCCUCACUUGUCGGGACGGAGCAGGUGGAAUACCCUGCUCCAAAAUGUGAACAUAUCGUCUACCUCCAGCUGCAUCCCGUCGCGAUCCAUGGCUACCUUACAGAUAAAACGAUCAUCGAGCAGAUAGAACAAGAGCUGAGAUAUCCAAUGGGAGCCCCCAUUCCGUCUCCUCCGCCCUUAGUUAUGUCAGCCGUCGUGUUCUCGCCGGAUUGUGGGUACAUUCUAGAGACUAAGGGAGCUCCUGACUUCCCACCGACAGAAGCACUCUAUCUAUCGGGGCCGAAGAUGGAGGAAUUUGGCAGAUUCUCUGCUCGUAUCAUCUUUAUGAUCUCGGCCUUUUCUGUUGGCCAGAUCGCAUUACUAUUGCGUCAAAUCAAAGAAGCAUCCACGCCAUCUACUAGGAGCCGGAUCAGCUUCUACACGAUCGCGCUCAUGGCGUUCGGCGAUUCAUUCGUACUUGUUUUCAUGCUACUAGAGCUUUAUCCGGCCGUUUCUUUCCUUGUUAUGACAACAGCAUCCUUCUUGACCUUCCUCUCGGUCAGUUAUAUCGGAAUGAAAUUCAUGAUGGAAAUCUGGGCAGUCCAGGCCCCGGAGCGAAGAGAACAAGAACGUCGACCGAAUCCUACUACGCGAUCAGGAAACCUUCCACUCCCUGCUACUACGACUAGAGUGACUGAUACUGGCGCAACGCCUAUCAUUUUGACCCCCGACCAGGACCCUCCAUCAGAGGAAAACGAACCUCCUGCGAAUCGGGGCGCCACGCCGACUGCGCAGGAUACACGAGGUGAUGUCGGUGCCAUGUACGCCCGCUUCUACUUUAUUUUGUUUGUCCUCCUCAUCAUAUCUGUCUGGUCUUUCAUUUGGCCAAACCGUAUGGGAGCCAUAUAUGCUCGGACCCUCGGAUUUGUAUAUCUAUCCUUCUGGGUACCCCAGAUAUAUCGAAAUGUUAUGCGCAAUUGCCGCAAAGCACUGCGCUGGGAAUUUGUGGUUGGCCAAAGUUUCCUUCGACUCUUUCCAUUUAUCUACUUUUUGACUGCACGUGGGAAUGUGCUUUUCAUUCGACCCGACUCGACCACAGCCCUGGCACUGGCUGGGUGGGUGUGGGUUCAGGUUUGGGUAUUGGCUAGCCAGGACAUUCUGGGACCCCGUUUCUUUGUUCCUAGUGGGUGGGCGCCACCCGCCUAUGACUAUCACCCUGUGCUACGCGAUAGCUCUGGAUCCGGUGAUGAUCUUGAGUCUGGCGGAGUCCUUCCAAUCGGGGCCUUGAGGGCUGACGAGCGGGAAUACUCCAUGGAAGCCAAAGAUGAAGAUAAGCAACGGGCGAAAGAUAAGAAGAAGGCAGUAUUUGACUGUGCCAUCUGCAUGCAAGAGAUUGAGGUUCCCGUUCUUGCAGCUCCGGGCGGUGCUGGCAGUAGCAGCAUGACGGACGGGGCCACGAGUCUCCUCAGCCGACGGACAUACAUGGUCACCCCAUGCCGGCAUAUCUUCCAUAGUACCUGUCUCGAGAGCUGGAUGCGACUUCGAUUGCAGUGCCCCAUUUGCCGAGAGUCUAUUCCACCAGUGUAGGCUAAUGGGAAGCACAAACUGUACCUGUAUAGUCUGCAUGGCCGAAUUAUUCACAGAUCUCCGGGGCCCUUAGGUGGCGGACAUAGACGUUAUCAUUUGUACUAUAUUCUCCUAGCUACUGAUACCGUGAGUGACAGGUCAGCUAGCAAGUAUAUCAGUGUUAUUAAGCACCGAUCCGAUGUAUGAUGGCAAUAGGGUAUGAAUACUUGAUAGAUAGGUUUGCAGAGAUAUCAUGAGGAAUCGUAAACGUCUGUCCAAGCAGAGU